Molecule: messenger RNA, 1717 nt
Organism: Pseudophryne corroboree (corroboree frog)
Lineage: Eukaryota; Metazoa; Chordata; Amphibia; Anura; Myobatrachidae
Gene: UTP11
Product: UTP11 small subunit processome component
Exons: 8
Coding region: 205-966 (253 amino acids)
Biological process (GO): rRNA processing
Cellular component (GO): small-subunit processome; nucleolus
Source: RefSeq, a predicted model, not a curated record
CCACUAGCAGUUUAUCGUUCGAUGGCAAAAAUCGAUGGUGAUCCCUGUUCUGGCCGCCCCGGAAAGAAAGAGAAGAGAUGCAUGCUGGGGAUUGAAUGACGUGAGACGUGGGCUGGGUGACGGAGACAUCGUGCGACGGAUGUGAGAGGGGACAGUCAUUGUGCUGUUGCUGCUGCUGCAGUAGGAGGAAGAUCAGUCGCCGCAAUGUCUGCCUCCUUUAGGAAAGCGCUGAAGUCCCGGCAAAAGGACCACAAGGAGAGGUCCCAGCCUGGCUUUCGAAAAAAGUUGGGGUUCUUGGAGAAAAAGAAAGACUACAAGCUGCGUGCUGAAGAUUACCGGAGAAAAAGAAACACACUGGAUGCUUUGCGGAAGAAAACCCUUGAAAAGAAUCCAGAUGAAUUCUACUUUAAAAUGACCUCGUCCAAACUGCAGGACGGGGUCCAUGUGAUAAAGCAGAAGUCAGAUGAAGUAACAGAUGAACAGCUUAAACUCAUGAGGACACAGGACAUAAAGUAUGUGGAGAUGAAAAGAGUAGCCGAAGCCAAGAAAAUUGAGCGUUUGAAGUCGGAGCUCCAUCUACUGGAUGCCGAAGGAAAGCCCAACAAUACGCAUACUUUUUUCUGUGAUACCAAGAAAGAAGUUCGACAGUUUGAUUUGGCUGCACAUCUGAACACGGCGCCGGAGUUGGUGGACAGAGUGUAUAAUAGACCCACCUUGGAAACCCUCCACAAGCAGAAACUGAAGGGUCUCACAGACUCCAAGCAGUUAAAAAAAUUGGACAAACAAAGGCAGCAUCAGUACACGAUUUUAAAACAACGAAUUGAAAGAGAAAAGAAAAUGUUUGUAAUUUCUCAGAAAAUACAGACUCGCAAAGAUCUGCUGGACAAAAGACAAAAAGUGAAGGUGAAGAAAGAAACUGUGAAAUCUCCGGCUAUUUAUAGAUUUAAAAUGCAGAGGAAACGAUAGCUGCAACAGUGGCAACAAGGAGCUGCGUAAUCUCUUCCAUCAGAUGAAGCCAGACGUGUGUUGUUUUUUGCAACUUCCAGAAUUAACUGUACCAUACUUUUUAUAGCAGACAAAUAUGAAUAAUUGAACACUUGUAAUGAAGGCAAUGUGACUAUGAUGACCGUUCUAUUUCUAAUACAUUCCUGCCAUAAAAGUUAUAAGUGCCUUGCUUUGGUAAUUUUGUUUUGUUAAAAAAAAAAAAAAUUAUAUAUAUAUAUAUAUAUAUAUAUAUAUUAUGUUAUUCCUAAUUCACGGUUGUAACUCAAGUUAUACUUUGAUCGGUAUGCUUAUUGUUGAAUAAGAUAAUAAGCCUAUGGUAUAUUUUGGCAUAGAGAAGAUAUACAUGCUGCACUACCUUAUUUGUGACAUCUUUUGCAACUGAAAUGUUAAGAGUAUUGGGGGUCUAUUCAUGACGCAGUGAAAAAGAGUGGAGAAGUGAGACUGUGGAGAAGUUGCCCAUGGCAACCAAUCAGCUGCUCCAUACAGUUGUAUAGUAUGCAAAUUAUAAAUGUUACUUCAAUGCUGAUUGGUUGUCAUGGGCAACUUUUCCACUGGCUCACUUCUCCACACCUUUCACUGCUUCAUGAAUAGACCCCUUAGUGAGGACAGCUUAUUUUGUGAACUGCUCUUUUAGAUUGGACUGAUAACUAGUCUCUUUCCUCCAUACAUGUAUGAAAACACUUUAGAAAUACAAAUAAUUGCAAGAUUUAAA